AGAGACGUGGCCCUGACGGGUGUCUGGCCAGGUGGUGGGGACAGUUGGGAACUGACAGCUUGAGAGCGGUUCUCCCGCGUUUAUGGGUAAUUCCUGGCCUCUAGGGGUGGGGGAGUGUUUUGUUGAGACCUGAGUGGGGGGCCCUUCUUGCCCAGGGGUUCAUGUCUGCAGAUAUUCACCCCCACCACACACUUACCGGGUGGGGUAAAAGGUUUACAGUUGCAAGUACAUGGAACAGGGAGUUUAUUCUUAUACUAUUUUUUAGUUAUUGUAGUAUUUUCCACACGAACAACUGUAGACCUACUUUUGCCCCACCCAGCGCACACACACACACACACACACACACACACAGGCCUUAGAGGUGCCAGAGGGUUUAACACUUCAGCUGAUCUUUUGGCUAGAAUUUUAUGCCCUAGGAAAAUGCAGAUUCCUGGAGGGUAUUUCUUUAAGGCUUCUAAGUCACUUAUGCUUCAGUGGAAGUUAAGUUUUAUGCUUUUUUCACAAUGGCUUUUAGUGGCCGAGGGCUUCUGGAGGAGGUGGUCUGAGGGCAGGUGGGAGCCAGGCUGGGCUAGGUUGGGGUGCUGGAGCGCUCAAGACCAGGCCUGCCGGGGAGGCUUGGCCACUGGGGUUUGCCGGCCAGGAAAGGAGAGGAAGCAGGAGCCGGCCGAUGCCUCCUCCUGCCUGUGCCCUGGACAGGGGCUAGACCUACCUGAAUCUCCUUCCCCUUCCUGUCCCUGCCUGAGUGGGUGGUCCAGGGUAUUUCGGUGGUGUAGGGCCGUCUAGACCUUCUCCAUGAAGUGGGGGAGCGGAGGAGGGAGGAUGACUGAGCCCCAGCUUGAAUGAGCCUUAGGGAUGCUGAGGAGGGAUGUGGGGGUUGCUUCUUUUUGAUCCAGCCUUUGACUUUUAGAGGUGCCCUGAGCCAUUCACUCCCAUCCCAUCCCCAAGGCUGUCUGUCCUGCCGGUGUGUGCCCCCAGGUGGGUGGAGGCCAGGCCAGGCGGCUGGCAGCCCUGGCUUUGCUGAGGCCUGCCCCUCCCCCGCACGCUCACCCACACCUUUGAUUAGGAGGCAUUGGCUGCACUUGUGCUGAGUUCAGGCCUUCUGCGGAGGGUGAAAUCUGUCGAGGAGGCACUUUUCUGUGUGAUCUCUUCAGGAAGUCACCGCUGUGCUCAGCAUUGGGGGUGGCGGGGGCAUGGUGGUGGGAAAGCUGGUGCCAGGGCUUUUCCUUUGGGACCACAAUGGUGGGACCCAGGGCAGUGUCCCUGCACUCUGAUUCCCACUCCGCAGGGAGGGCCUGGCCCCAGGGUAGGCAUGGCCCUGAGGACCUUUUUGCCUGUGGUUCUGGUCUGCCCAUCUGCUGCUGCUCUGGAAGAACCAGGCACUAGAGCCUCUGGCCUGCCUGAGACCCUGGGUGGCCUGGCUGUGGAGAGACACCUCUGGCCUCCUGCUGCAAGGCUGGGUGGGGUGGGAUCUGCCGUGGAGACCACUUGGUGUAUCUACUUCCCCAGCCCACACCUUAGUUCCUUCUGAGGGUAAGAAGUACCUUCCUCCCCCAGGCCAGCAUUGCCUGGAGUUCUUGUGGCUUUCCGCAAAAGGGAGACUGUAGCCUGCCUCAGCCAUCCGGCCACUUGCUCCCUGCAUCUAACCUGGAAAGUAGAGUGCAAAGUUGGGGGAGGGGGGGAGCAGUCUCGUGGUGGCUGGCUGAGCCAGGGGUCACAGGACUAGGUGUGCAAAGGGAAGCAGAAGGUGAGGGUGGGCUGUGGGAAGGGUGAUCACGUGGGUGGGAGGGGCCUUUGGUCCAACCACCCAGCCCUUUUGCUUUUGUCCCCUGCCCUGUGGGCACUGACUCCUGACAUAGGGCGAAAGAGUGGCCAUUGGCCCAUAGGGGGCUGAGCAGGCCCCCUGAAUGGCUGUGAGCACUCUUGUGAAAUACCCUGGACAGGGAAGGCAGGGGCGCGAGAUGCUGCAACCCAAAGCCACAGGAUGGUUACUCCAUCAGCAGCUGGGUGCUGCGCCUGCCCCCUGGAGGGUGGGGGAGCUCCCGCCAAAGUGCUGCUCUUCAGAGUGAGAGGUCUCUGGGAGAAUCAGGACCCCCCCCCUUCCUCCCCUCUGCCCGAGUCCCCAGUGGGGAUACCCCCCCAAGCCUUUGUGAGAAAAGGGCUUGUCCCAGGCCGCCUUCGGAGAGAUGGCUGUGGGAGGUAGGACCCUUGAGCACACACGUGCAGGGUUGCUGGCCCUGGCCGUCACCUGCUGUUGGCCAGGCUGGCCUUUCUGGCCCCAACAGCUUUCUGCUCUGGCUGCUGGUCCCCUGGGGCUGUGUUGGCUGGCAGCCUCUGGAGUGCCAGGCUGGUGAGGGAGCACCAGGGAUGUGCUGAGUCAGCAUGACUCGCCAGGAACGGCUGCUCUGGGGCGCACACCGGGGUUAUUUUUAAAGCUCUGGGCUUCCUUCUAGGCUGGCCCCUCCCGCACCCUUCUGAUCUCUCCCCUAGCCCCUCUUCUUGCCUCUGCCUCCCUCAUAGCCCUUCAAUUCCCCUUUGUCCCUCGGACCCUCCUGGUUUCCCACCUGGUUUCCUAGGGGCAGGGUAGACAGGGAGCAGCCCAGCUCAGGAGAGGCAAGGCUGAAGGGGUGUCCUCGGGCCAGGUAUGGGGAAUGGGCAGGUGGGGGCCAGGCUGGGGGUGCGGAGGGGAAAGGGUGGUCUCCAGGGCCCUGACCUCUGUCCCCUGUCUCACAGAGUGCCUGCUUGCUGUGCCCCCGGGUUAUGACGACCCCCAAUAAAGGAAACAAGGCCUUGAAGGUGAAGCGGGAGCCGGGCGAGAAUGGCACCAGCCUGACGGACGAGGAGCUGGUGACCAUGUCGGUGCGGGAGCUGAACCAGCACCUGAGGGGCCUGUCCAAGGAGGAGAUCGUCCAGCUGAAGCAGCGCCGGCGCACGCUCAAGAACCGGGGCUACGCGGCCAGCUGCCGGGUGAAGCGGGUGACGCAGAAGGAGGAGCUGGAGAAGCAGAAGGCGGAGCUGCAGCAGGAGGUGGAGAAGCUGGCCUCGGAGAACGCCAGCAUGAAGCUGGAGCUCGACGCGCUGCGCUCCAAGUACGAGGCCCUGCAGAACUUCGCCAGGACCGUGGCCCGCGGCGGGCCCGUGGCGCCCGCGCGGGGCCCCCUUGCCGCCAGCCUGGGGCCCCUUGUCCCUGGCAAGGUGGCCGCCACCAGCGUCAUCACAAUAGUCAAGUCCAAGACGGACGCCCGGUCGUAGGGACUCACGCUUGCCCAGGCGGGUCUGUGGUGGGCCGUUAGGCACAUGGCGAAUCGGCAGCCCUGCCCCCUUCCUCCCCUGUUCCCCUCCUCUCCUACCUCCUCCCUUCCCUGCAAAGCACAACCUGCACCCCAGGGGCGCCGGGCUGAGCCCCUUGAUCUCGUCGUUGUCAUCGUGUGUUUUGUACAUUGGGAUUGGUCAGUUUGGCGGUGAUGUGGGGUCGCCCCUGCCCCCUUGUACCAAGGCCAUGUGGGCUUGGAAUCCAGAGUUGGCCCUUUGAGAAUAGGUAGAAAGACUAAGCAGGCUGUGGGACUUGGGUGUCCCUGAGGAGGGAGGGCUGCUCCCUCCCCCAAGCUGCCCACGGGCUCCCAAGGCUGCCAGGCUGGCGGGGCUGAGUGAUUCACUUGCAGCUUGGCCAGCGGGCAUAGAUGGGCUCUGCCCCGAGGAGCAGGGUGUCCUUGAGGGCCCUGGACAGGCGGGCCACCAGCUGGGUGCCGGGGAGAUGGGGCGUCGUGUGGCUGUGGGCCGGGGGCCUGGGGCGCUCGCCUGGCGCAUUGCACUGAACAAGACCAAAUCACUGGUUGUGAGCGUACGUGAAGGGUGUGUCCAGUGUCCUGCGAUGGUCCCGUGUCACUGUUUACAUGACCUAUUUGUGUGGUUACAUAGCCCUUUAUUUAAAAGAGAGAAGUUCCUUUUACGAAGUUAUUAAAUUAUAUGUUUAAAAGCUAAAGGAAAAAAAAAAAAG
This is a messenger RNA of Miniopterus natalensis, 3994 nucleotides long. The record is from RefSeq and is a predicted model, not a curated record. NCBI's taxonomy places the organism in Eukaryota, Metazoa, Chordata, Mammalia, Chiroptera, Miniopteridae.